UCCCGGGUACUGCCACCGCCGCCGCUGAUGCGGCUGCCUCGGGCCGGAAAGCCGCGUCCGUCCCGAAUUCGAUCCCCGGUGUGCCCACCAUCCGGCGGCCCCCCCGGAAACAGCAGCUGCGGGGCUCCGGCGUUCCGCCGCCCGUGCUCUUCUGCCUGCUUUUGCUCUCUCCUUCCUUUCGGUCUGACUGUCUCCGGCUGCUGGAGCGGGAUGGAUGAUACUACCACGGCGGCGGCGCUGGCAGCCCGGGGAAUGUCCGUGUCGGCGGAGGAGAGGGAGGCAUGGAUGGAAAGGGCGAUGCACAUGGCUAAAGAAGCCCUAGAAAAUGGUGAAGUUCCUGUUGGGUGCCUCAUGGUCUAUAAUAACAAAGUUCUGGCAAAGGGGAGGAAUGAAGUUAAUCAAACUAAAAAUGCUACACGACAUGCAGAAAUGGUAGCAAUUGACCAAGUCCUAGAAUGGUGUCAUCAUUAUGGUAAAAGUCCUGCAGAAGUAUUUGAGCACACUGUGUUAUAUGUCACUGUGGAGCCAUGUAUAAUGUGUGCUGCUGCUCUUCGCCUGAUGAAAAUUCCACUUGUUGUAUAUGGCUGCCAGAAUGAACGAUUUGGAGGUUGUGGCUCUGUUCUGGAUAUUGCCUCUGCUGACUUACCAAAUACUGGGACACCCUUCCAGUGCAUUCCUGGAUAUCAAGCUGAGGAAGCAGUGGAAAUGUUAAAGACCUUCUACAAACAAGAAAAUCCAAAUGCACCAAAAUCAAAAGUCCGGAAAAAGGAAAGUCACAAAUGUUGAACUUCAUCUGAUGGAAGACCAUUCUUUAAUAGUGACUUCAACAAAAUGCUUGAAAUGGAAACAUUUAACAUGACUGAAUCAUAUAUCCAGGGGCCAACCAUAACAGAGAACUAAAUGUUCCUUAUGCUCUA
Molecule: messenger RNA, 917 nt
Organism: Gracilinanus agilis (Agile Gracile Mouse Opossum)
Lineage: Eukaryota; Metazoa; Chordata; Mammalia; Didelphimorphia; Didelphidae
Gene: ADAT2
Product: adenosine deaminase tRNA specific 2
Exons: 6
Coding region: 28-786 (252 amino acids)
Biological process (GO): tRNA wobble adenosine to inosine editing
Cellular component (GO): nucleus; cytoplasm
Molecular function (GO): tRNA-specific adenosine-34 deaminase activity; zinc ion binding
Source: RefSeq, a predicted model, not a curated record